Molecule: messenger RNA, 1554 nt
Organism: Pangasianodon hypophthalmus (striped catfish)
Lineage: Eukaryota; Metazoa; Chordata; Actinopteri; Siluriformes; Pangasiidae
Gene: tslig1
Product: zinc finger and BTB domain containing 8 opposite strand
Exons: 8
Coding region: 187-675 (162 amino acids)
Biological process (GO): tRNA splicing, via endonucleolytic cleavage and ligation
Cellular component (GO): tRNA-splicing ligase complex
Source: RefSeq, a predicted model, not a curated record
CGCAAUGUGUCAGUUAGUCAACAAUAACUUCACUUCGUGGGUUUAGUUGUUGUUGUUUUGUUUGUUUGUUUGUUUUUUUGUUUUAUUUUUAUCCGUUCAUUUACACAUUUACUGUUGUACACGGGACAAGUUAUUUAUUGGUCCGUGGUGAACAUGUGACUUUUAUGUUAAAAAACAAAAACGAGAAUGAGUGAUCGAGAGCUUGACCUUACCGAGGCCCAAAAGGCAAUAAAGGCCAAAUAUCCAGCUAUCAACAAGAAAUAUGAAUAUCUGGACCACACCGCAGAUGUCCAGCUGCACUCUUGGGGUGACUCACUGGAGGAGGCGUUUGAGCAGUGUGCCAUGGCAAUGUUUGGCUAUAUGACCGAUACGGAGACAGUAGAACCCAUUGAUACUAUAGAAGUUGAAUCGGAAGGUGAUGAUCUGGAAUCGCUUCUCUUUCACUUCCUAGAUGACUGGCUCUUCAAGUUCAGCGCCGAUGUCUUUUUCAUCCCUCGGGAGGUGAAAGUGUUACACUUAGACCGGGUGCGCUUCAGAAUCCGCUCUAUAGGUUGGGGUGAGGAGUUCAACCUGGCAAAACACCCACAAGGCACAGAAGUGAAAGCUAUUACCUACUCGGCUAUGCAGAUACACGACGAAGAGAAGCCAGAGAUUUUCGUCAUCAUCGACAUAUGAGAAAGAGGUUUUCUCUUCUCAGCUCGUGUGUCAAAAACAUCGCACAAACAUUUUAAUGGUAGAAACUGACUUCAGACUGUAACUUUAUAUUUUUUUUGACUGGUGAAAGCACCAAAGCACUGGAGAGAUGUUCUGUCUGGAGAGAUGUUCUGAACAGUGAUUUUAUUAAAGGUGUAGUUUCCUUAAAAACAGUUUUGCAGCAUUUACUGCUGUAUAAAAUCAAAGAGAAAAACAAACCUUAUACCCAUUUUUUUUUUAAUCUCCAUUGGGUAUCCAUUAAAAACACCAACAAACAAGGGAAAACAUGUCCCAACCUUUACAUAAUUUAUAGUGCCUAUAAAACAGACUUUUUAUUGACUGUUCAAAGUGUACAGCUUUUUUGUUUUGUAGUUUUCCUCCACUGUCCUGGGCCUAUGAGUGUUUUUUUUUUUUUUGACUGAAUCAUUGGAUUUCUCUUUCUGAUAUUCAUGCUGCCGUCUAUAAUGUACAUCAAGAUGUCAGGAACAACAUAAUUAAAAAUCCUGUUGCUACAAAACUGUUAACUAGUAAACUGUUGUGCUUGAUGCUCACCAUGGAUUUAUUUUCAUAUUUAGCAGACUAAAUCAUGAAAUGCUAGAGCCAAAAACUAUGGAUUCACUGAAAUAUUCACGUUAAAAUGCAACAUUGUUCAACAAACAAUGCUGUCCACUAAGGAGAACACGACUACUACAUUGAAUAUUUAUUGUUCAAAGACAUUUUAAUAAAUGGAUAUGAAUUGUACAUUAUGAAUUUGGAGAACUUGAUGCAUUUCGUCCACCCUGCAGAUAAAAUUCAAGACAACCUCGAUCAUGUUUUGAUCAUAAACUUUUUUUGUAACAAUGAAUAAAAAAAAGAAAAGGU